CACUUGAAAUACCGGCAGUCAUUGCGAAAGUUUUGUGAUGUGGGGUUGGUUACUGCUCGUGGGCUGGGUUUGAGCAUUCUGGCUUAGGAUGCCGGUGAAAGUAGAUGUGGUGCCACCGCCGCCUGCCAAUUCUAAGCAACCGGGAGUAACAAAGUCCCUUCUAUAUAACGGCUCGCGUUUUCAAGGCUCACAAAAAUCAAAAGGCAAUAGUUACGACGUAGAAGUUAUUUUACAGCAUGUAGACGAAGAGAAUAGCUACCUAUGUGGGUACCUCAAAAUCAAAGGGUUAACCGAAGAGUUCCCAACAUUGACAACGUUUUUCGACGGCGAAAUCAUCUCCAAGAAAUAUCCUUUUCUUACUCGCAAGUGGGACGCUGAUGAGGACGUUGACAAAAAACAUUGGAGCAAAUUCGAGUCUUUUUGCCAAUAUGCAAAGACCUUUAACUCUGAUACGUUUGAUUACGAAGCUUUAAAGGGAACAGACUUUGUUUUCAUGAGAUGGAAGGAGCACUUUUUAGUCCCAGAUCACACGAUCAAAGAUAUUAACGGCGCUUCCUUUGCUGGAUUCUAUUACAUCUGCUUCCAGAAGUCUGCUGCAUCUAUCGAAGGCUACUAUUACCAUCGAAGUUCCGAAUGGUAUCAGUCAUUGAAUUUGAGACACGUUCCCGAACACAGUAUACAGAUAUAUGAAUUCAGGUGAAAGUAAUGCCAGCUUCUCAGCCCCAGUUGCCAUCCUAAAUCCAAUUCCCUUUCCAUGGCAGAUAGAUCUCACAUGAUAAUCCCAAAACGAAAAAUUGACAGUACUGUCGUAACAAAUUUUAAAAAUAUUAAUUUUUUAAACACGAGGCUGAGGAAAUUGGCGCAUUGGUUUAUCAUUUUAUUCGCAACGUAUAAGUCUGCAUUGAUACUGGUAAAUAAAACAACGUUUACUUGCUUUAAGUUUAUAAACAAAGGUAAGAAAUGGACUGGUCGUUAUUUAUUGUGGAACGGUAGAGGAACAGAGUGCCUCGACGAGUGAUACGCUUGCUUAUUAAUGAUUAAUUAUACAAGUAUUCAUUGUAAGGUGUUUUAUCGAAAUAAAUUAAUUGAUGGCUUUUAUCAAUUAAACACA
Athalia rosae (coleseed sawfly) is the source of this 1111-nucleotide messenger RNA. Its product is annotated as glucose-induced degradation protein 4 homolog. The transcript has 4 exons. Lineage: Eukaryota; Metazoa; Arthropoda; Insecta; Hymenoptera; Athaliidae. The record is from RefSeq and is a predicted model, not a curated record. Gene Ontology annotation, biological process: protein catabolic process in the vacuole; negative regulation of gluconeogenesis; protein targeting to vacuole. Bases 89 to 700 code for a protein of 203 amino acids. Gene Ontology annotation, cellular component: GID complex; extrinsic component of membrane.